Hypomesus transpacificus is the source of this 915-nucleotide messenger RNA. Its product is annotated as guanylate-binding protein 4-like. The record is from RefSeq and is a predicted model, not a curated record. NCBI's taxonomy places the organism in Eukaryota, Metazoa, Chordata, Actinopteri, Osmeriformes, Osmeridae. Gene Ontology annotation, molecular function: GTPase activity; GTP binding. Bases 1 to 915 code for a protein of 304 amino acids. The transcript is spliced from 4 exons.
AUGUACGUGGAGACCAUCUCCCAGGGAGCAGUUCCCUGUUUGGAGAACGCGGUGCUGGCUGUGGCCCAGAUGGAGAACCAGGCAGCGGUGGAGGAGGGGCUGAAGCUGUACCAGAGCUGCAUAGAGCCGCUGAAGACCCGGUUCCCAGUGGACAUGGACCAGAUGUCAGAACACCAACGUGCUGACCAUCAGGCCACCCAAGAGUUCAUGAACCGUUCCUUCAAAGACGAAAAUGGGGAAUUCUUGACAAUGCUGGCGACUGGUAUUACUAAGCACUAUGAGGAACUUCUAACCCAAAACGGGGAAGCCUCAGAGAAGAAGUGUCAGGAUCUGCUGAGGGAUCUCUCCGCUCCGGUCGCACAGAAGAUCCAGGACGGGUUCUUCGCCAAACCAGGUGGCUAUGAGCUUUACUGUGAUCUCCACGACAACUUGGUGGCAUUGUAUCGUUCCACACCUAACAAAGGAAUCCGGGCUGAGGAGGUACUGGAACGGUUACUGAAGGAGAAGAGUGUUGAGUCCAACUCCAUCUUACAAGCUGACCAGAAACUUACUGACAGCAAGAAGAAGAUCCAUGAGGAGAAAGAGAGAGCAGCUUUGAUGGAGCAGGAAAAGAAAGCUACAGAGAAGAAAUAUGAAGAGAUGGAGCUCAAAAUGGAGGACGAUCGCAGGAGCCAGGAGGUGAAGAUGAUGAAGAUGGAGGAGAAAAUGAAGAAGGAGUUCAGGCAACAGCAGGAGGAGUUCAACAGGGCUCAAGAUCACAAUCUGAAGGAGCAGAAGGCUCUUCUGGAGCAGGGUUUCAAGGAGAAGGCUGACUUGAUGAGGAGACAGAUGGAGCAGGCUCAGGAGAUGCAGAUGUUGAAAAAUGAAAUAGAUCGCUUGAAAAGACGGAAACCAAAAAAUUGUGUUAUUUCCUAA